AUGGCGGCGGUUUUGCUGCCCACGCAGCAGCUGCUGGAGAAUGGCUACUACUUGGCGUCCGACUCGAGCGCGAACUCGAGCUUCUCCGACACUCCGCAUUCGGCGCGGCGCAUCUCUCGGGGUAGCAGCUUUUCUCUGCGCACCACAGCGCAGAGGCUGGAUCUGAACAGUAGCGGUGCUGUUGGUGGGGGCCGAUCAGCCACGGUGGCUACUGACGUCUCUCCAAGCGGCAUCGACUGCCUUCCUAAUAGCCGGGAUCCCAACAGUUACAGCGGAGGAAACCACAUUGAAGACGAUAGCGACAUUAUAUUCGAGGAGGAAAAUGAUUUCGACAACUUCGACGGGGAGGAUGAGGAACAGGCUGUGCUCACGUACAUGGACUCUUGGGUAGAUGAGAACCUUCCGGGCCAGCCAUCCUCAUCGAAUCGGGCACCACUGCCGCCAUCGGCGCGCCGGGGGUCGUCGUCCGUGGCGGGGGCUGGUGACGGGACAAGCAGCGGCCCCGGUGCCUUCAGCAUGAGCGUCGAAGUCGGCGAUACCAACUACGACAUCGGCGAGGAUCCGCCAAGCUACACGCCUGUCAGCUCGCCGCCACAGGUGCAUCGUCGCGGCGCACUGUCGCGGCGCACACCUGCCCGCUCAGUGUGCAGUUCGGCGGCAGCUGAUUGGCAUCCCCCGACAACGGUGCGCCGGCCAACCAGCGGUAGCAAAGCGAGCGGGGCGCCGCUGUUCCAGGCGGCUGUCGUGCCAGCCAAAAUAACUGCUGUCACUGCAGGGCCACGCAUGCUGUCGCGGCAGCACUCGACUGCGAAUGCAGCUACCUCUUCCCGGCCCACACCGCUCACCGCUGCGGCUGUUCACAUGCCGCUGACAGCCGCGUCUUCUCCACAUUUCGCGUCGCUCUCACCGCACCUGCAGCUGUCGUCCACGAACGAGGAGGAGCUCCGCGAACGGGAGUGCAAGCAGCUUAGUCUCUACGAGGCGUUCUUUUUCAAUCCAACUCGCAGUAUGUGGCUCGUCGACGACCACGUCCUGGCCAAGGUUCUCGAGUACGUGCGGAUAAUGGGAUACGAGCACCCCGCCUUGAAACGUGACCGCCUCAAAGGCCAGCCCUCUCUGUGGAGCAGCAGCAGUGCCAUUCCCUCCCCUAUCGUGUCAACUAAGCCGAAGAAGAAGGCUGCCGGCGUGAGGAACGCGAACUCGCGAGUGCCGCAAAACAUACACACGUCGUCGUCGUCUGCCGCCGCCGAGGCCGUGGCGGAGGCUCUCGCACAGCCGGACAGCGCCGACGUUUCGCCCACUCUGCUGACUGCGGCUGGCGACUCUGCCGAGUCCGCAGCGUUUGCAACCAAGCAGUUCUGCUUGAAGGCCGGCAAGCCCCGUUGUGCUCGGCAGUACGUGAACAGGUCCACGGCGGUUGCUGCGUCACAUUUGUUUCUUACCUUCAGUGAGGCCAUGCGGUGGAUUGCGGAGCAGGAGUACGUUAUCGGCACGGUGCUGUUGUGCUGCGCACGCUUUGUCGGAGACCCGAACGCCGACGGGGCGGCGGUUCUUGGCGACGGCGUGACGGACACUGCGCCAUGGCAUCCACGCCGUGCAAUGCUGCAACGCAGAAAGCCGUGCAUCCCUCUGCGGUUCCACCCCAUCCACUUCGCGGCCUCUCUUGUGUGCUCGCGGUUCCCACAGUGGGGUGGCAUGUCCGCCUUCACCCGUGCCUGGGAGACGCAGAUCCGCCUGGUCCUGGGAAGCGCGUCGCCGUCGCACCAGCGCCUCUUCAAGCUCCCCGACGACGCCCUCUUGCUCAGUUCCGACUGUGAGGCGGGAAACCUGCACCGGGUGGAGCGCGCAGGGGAGCCGUACUCCUUUCUGGUUUGGCUGGAGCCGGAUUUCGGGAGCGACAAGCGAAUUUGGUUCCGUUUCUCUGUAGCAGGGGCGAAGGAGGGGCGCAGGCUGCGGUUUCGGCUCAUGAACGCGGCACCACACGUGAAGCUGUACCGGCAGAACGGCAUGAUGCCCGUGUGGCGUGAUGGGCUUAGCCAGCCGAACUGGGGGCCCGUGGACUCGUGCUCCUUUCGGACUACAAACCGGGACUUGGACGGCGAGGUGAGUUUCUCCAUAAACCCGCGAAACUCCACCGAAACGAUCCAGAUCGCCUUCUGUGCCCCGUACACGUACGCCGACUUGCUCUGCCACGUGUGCCACUGGCACGCCCUUGUCAAGACCAGCGGGUGUGACAUGCGCUUCGAGGAGCGGGUGCUGUGUCGGAGUCCGGAUGGGCGAAAGCUUCAUUUGCUCAUCGUGACCAGCCGCGUCGGCGGCGCACCGGCGUCGGCAGCGACCGAGGACAAGAGCACUGCGAACGCAGGGAUUUCGGGCGGGCGAGGGCACACUGGCGUGGGUGCCGAUGGCGUGGCGGCGGCAGGUGCGGGCUCCUCCAGUGGCUGGAUGUCCCCUGGCGUCGCGAGCCCCACGACGACGAUCCCACCUGGGAAAGGCAAGGGCGGUGCCGCAAAAGAGGCGGUUCGUGGCCCGUACGCCAACUUCGCCUCUGGCAAAAAAGUCGUGCUUGUCAGUGGACGGGUACACCCUGGCGAGGUGACGGCGUCGCACGGUGUCCACGGACUCAUAUCCUUCCUGCUCUCCAGCGACGUUCGUGCGAUCCAGCUGCGCGAGUAUUUCAUAUUCUUCAUUGUACCAAUGCUCAACCCCGACGGCGUCAGCCGCGGUCACUCCCGCAUGGACCAGUUUGGCAACAACCUCAACCGCUGCUACAAUGACCCGGAUGCGGAGACUCAGCCAACCGUGCUCGCGCUGCGACGCGUGUUCGAGCACCUGCAGCACACAUAUCGGGAGCGCUUUAUCAUGUACCUCGACUUCCACUCCCACGCCUCGCAAUCCAGCGGCUUCAUGUUUGGCAACAACCUGCCCGUGUCUGUGCAGCACUGGAACCUCUUUUUUCCGCGCCUGGUGGAGCUGCACGCCCGUCAUGUCUUCGCCUUUGCGCUCUGCCGCUUUGGCCGCGUGCACAUGACAAGCAAGAAUGGGGCCUCGCGGGUGCUGUUUGGCAGCAGUCUCAUCCACAGCUACACGGUCGAGCUGCCGCACUUCACGGACCGCCGCCUCUACGCGGAUGAUCACAAGGCCAUGAACAACGGCGGCAACGUACUCUUCGAGGUUACAAGCCCGCCGCGACACCAGACGUCAGGGCAGGCUGGCAGCGUCAACGUGAAAGAGGACGGUGCACAGGGUGCCGAGAACGGUUCUGAAGAGAAGUGGCGCGGCUUCAACCGGACUCAUGCGCGCGCCGUGCAUUCGGUAGCCGGGGCUCGUGGCCUGGACAGGCGGCCGAACAUGUUGCUCGCCGGCCGCGCACAGGCAUGCCGGUCGAACUGUGAGAGCUCGUCGGCUCAAGCCAGGGAUGACUCCUCGCCCAGGAAGUCCUCCGGUACCGCUGCGGAAAGCCAGGGACACACAAACUCGACCGGCGUGGGUAAGCACAGGAGCGGUGAGUCCUCUGCAACUCAGGCCGGCGGUACGAGGGCGGCGUCGUUUCUACGGCCCAUCUCCACCCCCUCCAUCCUUUGCCAGAGCGCGGAGGUGGGACAGGCGUGCCUGUUGGCGCUGCGCGACUACUGCUCCAUCGGUGCCCGUCCGUCGCCAGAGCUGACGAUGUUCGGCGGCAUGGACGGCUUGCUGCGUGAUUCGAAGCGCCAAGUCAAGCUGGACUCAUCGAGGAAGUGCAAGAAGCCCCAGUCAAUCGCCACCUAUUCUGGGAUAAACCCCAUCUACAGGCAAUACUAG
Messenger RNA from Leishmania mexicana MHOM/GT/2001/U1103, 3801 nucleotides. Its product is annotated as metallo-peptidase, Clan MC, Family M14. The transcript has a single exon. Lineage: Eukaryota; Euglenozoa; Kinetoplastea; Trypanosomatida; Trypanosomatidae. The record is from RefSeq and is a predicted model, not a curated record. Bases 1 to 3801 code for a protein of 1266 amino acids. Gene Ontology annotation, biological process: proteolysis. Gene Ontology annotation, molecular function: zinc ion binding; metallocarboxypeptidase activity.